AUGAUCUCCCCGUCCGGUGAAGAUGCAUCGGACGAGUCAUCAUCAUCUGUGACGGCCGCCUCGUCAGAGCUGACCUGCAGCAAUCACGGGGAAUUUCUGGAGGCCGGUUUUGAACGUAACUUUGUUCCUGGACAGUCAACUCUUCGGACAACGGAGGAAGUUCAGACGCUGCUUCUGCACUCAACCAAAAGGCUUCUUGGCCAGGAAGGCGGCAAGAGUUCAAGGAGAGAAGAGACCACGAAUGCCCUGGGGACAGAAAAGAGUGACAGUUUGGUAAGUAUUCGUGUUGCAACUGUCUCCUUAUUUCAAGACAUUGUUGACGAAAAAUAAGUGGACAGGUCUAGUCGGAACCGGUUAUACUAUUGCAUCAAGAGUGCGUGAGCGUCAUAUUCAUUGACUACUUCAAUCCUACAAACUUUUGAAUAUAAAGUUAAACUAUUUCAGUUCUACAAACUUUGUGAAUAUUACCAGAUUCAAGUCCGAAAUACGCGGCGCGUUAAAGUCAUAUGUGAGGAGAAGGAUGGAUUUCCCUAAACUUCGGAGGCAUGGCAUUCUGGGUAGUAUUAACAAUCUCAACCUAGUACUGUUUCGGAGGAAAAAGUCAGUUUGCUGUAGAAAUUACUUCGAUAGAAAAGGUUUAGGUAAUUAUUCAGAAAAAAUACACUUAGCAUAAGAAAAUGACGGAUUGGGAGACUUUGGCUUCAUAAAUCAGGAGAGCAUGCUAGUUUCAGAAUAAGAUCUAUUUGACUAUCAUGCACUGCUCUCAUUGUUUACCAAACGGAGGAGAAGAAAAUUUCGAAUACAUUUCUUUCAAAUAAAACUCCCCACUACGUUUACGAAAAAGUAGAAGUUUUGCUUAGUCUUUACCAGUCUUAUUUUCAAAACACUCGUGCUUUCUUGUACUUUUUUGAAAAAAGACCGUCUAUUUGCAAGCCGUCAAAUUACGUAGAGGCUUCUAAAUAACUCCGGCUACUUAACCAUUGCGUUCAGCGUACCUUUACACCAGUGGAGUUUAUUAAGGACAAUUUCAUCUUUUGUGACAACCGGAGAUGCUGUGAUAUUUCUAUGCACUUCUCACUUGGCGUAAUUGUGUUUACUUCUCACUUUCUGCGGUCCACUGUUUCCUGUUUUCAUGCUCAGCAUUUAUAAUUAGCCGCACAUGAUGUAGACGUCUGAAGUUAUAAAGUAUGGACUUACCAAGGACGAUAUUACUGACUAAAGUACACUUUGUGCAGCGUGCAUGCACAGGUAGAUGCUUCCGGACUUUAGUCAAAUACCUUGCUAGGUAUUAGGGCGUUUCGAAAGUCGAAGUAGCAUUUGAGAACACUAUGGUGUUACGGUUCCCGAUUCUGUUUUCGAAAAUAAGCAUAUCAAAAUAAGGAAGAACCAGCAACGACUACAAUAGGAAACUUUUUCUUAUGCAUAUAGUUUUCGACUCGUAGGCUACUGUUGUUUAUACGGAAAAACUCAGUGAAACAAAAUUUAGGACAAAAAGCAUUUGGAGUUAGUUGUCGUAAAUCUGACUAGAGUAAUCUGCUUCUGAAAGAUAGUCAUCGAAAUUUCCGUACUAGGCUAACUCGGCAGACAUUUUCUGGCUACAUUUCGCUUUUGAUGAAAUGGCUCAAGGCCCCGUCAAGUGUAUGCAGUACUUAAAGAACUGAAUGUGUCGUUGGUUUUUGAAUACAGAAGCUGCAAUUACUCGUAGGUGACUCGACUGCAUAUUCACAGACCUGCACGAUAAUAAACGAAUUCCACUUACACUGUAUGUAAUUACCACUUGUACAAGAUUCGUUCGCGACCCUAGGAGUGAAAAGACCUCUGUGCCCUUGGAAUUUAAGCAAAGUAAACUUUCAGUAUUGCUGUUCUUACCGUUUCGCAGUUACUUGAUAACACAUCUAGCAUUGUAUCUACUUCAGCAUCAAGAAGAUAUAUUUAAAUAUGCCUUCGACCAUUGCCACAAUCCGAUCCUCUGAUAUUCGCUUAAACGUAUAAAGGUAAGAUGCGGUUUGGUAGCCCCACCUGAUGGACACAGAACUGUUGGAGUUGGGGUUAAGGGUUGGGGUUAAGGGCUAGGGUUAAGGGUUAUGAUUAGUGGUUAUAGUUAGGGGUUAGGGUCAAAAGUUAAGGUUAAAGGCUAGGGUUAGCGGUUGGGGUUUAGGAUAAGGGGUUAUGAUUAUGGGUAAGGGUUAGGGUUGGGAGUUAACGCAACUAGUUCUCAAUCAUUGAAAGUACAACCACGCACUCCCAAUAGCUUCUCUUUCGCAUACAACUACUUAACCUCGUCGCCUGUGCUUUCCCCGGCCCCACCUGUAAAAACUCCUAUUACCACCCGUCCCGUAUUAGAGGUGACCGGGGUUUGUUUACUUCAGGUGGGGCUGCCAAACCACAUCCGACCCGUAUGAAUUCAAAUAAGUUUGUUGAAUUAUACGAAUUAAACGCUAAAGCAUAAUUCCGUUAUACAUGCUAAUGCAUAAAAAUUCAUUUUCUAUAAAAGGUUUACUGUAAUUAAGACUUUCUUAUAAUAAUCAAACAAGAAUAUGUUUGAAUUAAUCACAUCUUAAAAGACCCUUGUAAGAAUGUUGGGUGUCCAAACUUAUUAAGAAUUUCAACAAUGCGUCCAGUAGGUCCCAGUCUCUCGGUGACACUCGUGAUUCGCAGACGCUCAGAGCGGACGCCGAGCAAUAUACGCAUCCCUCAUUCCUAAAGGCACAAUACCUUUGACUUUAAAAUAAAGUAUAAAGUAUAUAUAAAAUAAACCUAUAAACACUGUUAACUUUGUACAUUUUCACUUCUUCAUGUAAGUGUAUUAGCCUGACGAAGAAUUACCGAAAACGCGUGUUAGCCAAUUUGACUUUUCAAUUGUAACAUGGGGAUAUUCGCUGAACUUAAAAUAAAUGCUUUUGCGUCCCAAACCAAGAAGUGCUGAGUUUUGGAAAUGUGUGUCAGUGAAAGACAGUCGGGAGUCUAACCAAAAUAGGGUUUACCGCAAACAAAGGCGGUUUACUUCCCUUCUGGUUCAUACUCACACGCCGAACAACUGUCAGUGUAUUUUUCCAGCGUUUGCCAUUUCGUGAUUCCACUCUGUAAUUGGUUUCUCCAAGCAGGCGGGCGGAAGACUCUAGAUUAAACGCCAGCCGUUUGUUGCACACCCACAUCAUAGGAGAACAGGUCAGAAUUUUUACCUCAGUUUGGACGUUCUCUCCUGUCUGGAUCAUUUAACAUUAGCUGUGACUAGAUCUUGCGCAGGGGUACUGAGAGAAGCAAAUAUGCAUGCUAUAUCCUCUAAAAUGAAGCAUGUCUGCGUGAAGAAAAUUACUUCCGAGUUUCGUCACUCUAAGACUAGUGUUAGUGAUUUAACCUUCAGUUCAUAUGUUUUUGCCCUUAGGGUCUGUCGAGAAGCUGAAGACACUGUGCAAUCCCAGUAAUUUCACCUUCCCUACAGUAAUAUGAUCUAUGAACAGUCCAUUGUUGGACACGGAAUUUACUAUCCUCUCCCAUACUAAAUAGCUGCGCCAAAUUCCACGGAGAACAAGUAUUCCCGUAUCCUUACUUCAACCUUAACCCCAAUCCCAACCUGAACACUAGCCCUUCAAACCCUAACCCCAACUCUAGUCCCCCCCACCUGGAAUUUGGCGUAAGGUCUAUCCAGCCAGUCUUGGCAGUAAAGGCAAAACAGAAGUAGCAAGCUUAGGCAUAUACUUAAGGUGUCCGAAUACACUACCGAUGACGAAGUCGUGUAGAACGAAUGUCCUACUUAUCCGUAUGACAUUCACCACUGUCCUGCUAAACAAUCUAACCAGAUGAAGUAGGAGAGUUUUUUCAAAGCCAUCAUUAGUGCGUUGAUAAUGAGACAUCCAUUACUUUCAGAGACGAUAGCUGGUGUAUAGCCCCUGGCAUUUUCUAACUCCUUGAACUCACGCAACGCUUGAUCCCACGACAUGCAUUCACAUUGUUUAACAAUUCAACUCUGUGUUAUUUGCAUCCCAAUCACAUUCUGGACGACCCUGCUGAAAUAAGUAGAUGCUGCCGCAUAUGGCUGUCUUGGACCGGAGGUUCCAGUGAAAAAUGAUACUGUUCAUUUCGCCCUGCAAUCGGGAUAGGUUAGUGGGAGCUACUUCCUUGUUACCUUGACUAUUCUCCCCUUCAGUCUGCGGGACCAUAACCUUAAUUUUGGGGCGUUAGCCUCGGGGCUCUUGAUGGGCAAUUAGCUAGGGUCCAUAUUGCAGGCGUCAAGCCUGGGGUCUGGAUGUGUCGAGCUGAUGAUAACUACGGCGAGGCCGGAAAUGGCCAUUCCGGCCUAGUUCCUCUGUGGCGACAGCACUCCUCGAUGCGCACCCAUAGCAAGUGCCAUACAUGGGGCUUGGUUGCACAUUCAAAUGCGGAUUUGCACCGCGCCAACCACUUGCAUCCGAUACCUCCUCCGAUCUUCUUGAUUCUGUCUUGACAGUAGACCCAGGAGGAUGAGGAUGAAGGGAGUGUGGUAGGUGCUGCGAAAGUGAACUAUCACUAAGAACUGAUUCGCACGCAACCCUCUGCCCUUGCGCCCAUUCUGCUGUGGAAUACACGUUAGACAUCGUCGGUAGAGCCGUCGGGGCCAUUGGAGGGCUUUCGGUGCUCUGAAACAGGUUACUUGUCAUGUAGCCUCAUGCCACUCCGUGUCGCUGGAAAGUUUGGUUGCAGUUUAAUGAAGAAACACGCUUAAAGGAAACGUUAAGCAUCCGAGUUUAUCCAUGACAUUUGUUAUCUCUGUUCCAUGACUCUACUGAAGUGGAUUAAGGGGACGUAGAUGUGAGAGAUAGGGCUAGUUUGAACUUUCUUGCUCUUGAGAGCAGGGAGUAAGCAAGUAGAUGUGAAAAGAUGUUGGAUUAUGAGCACGAAACAUGCUCAUUCAAUAUCCUAAAAUUUUGAAAAGCCAAAUAAGAAUAUCCAACGAUCGACGAAUUCGUAGUAGGGCGCCAGUCUGGUCGCGAACAUGUGAACAAUCAUACGUGAACUGUUGGAGACCGGAACUUGAAACACUACAUCAAAGGCAUGUCUUAUGAGAAAAUUAUUUAACUUAGUUUGAUAAAACGCGUCCACCGCGAGAAAUCGAGGUUUCUUGCGGUUUCAUUACAGUUACUUUUAGUAAGCUGAGAAAAUCCGAAUGUACUCCCACCAGGAAAAAAGACAACUCGUGUGAGUUUUUGGCUUGUGUACGUGUCCAGGAAACGAGGCAAAUCUGUUGGUCUGGACAACAGUGAAUUGGGCUUACCGGAUCGACAAUCCAUACCGAAAUGAGGCGUCCGGACGAGGGUAAAGCAAAGAGACUAUUUCUGAAUGCAGAUAAAACCUAGGGCUAAAAGCAUCCGUAACGACCGGUAGAACGAAUAGUGAGUUCGAUGAAACCGCAACCUGCAAUCGAGCUGAUCAAAAGUAUCUCAUGCAGAUCUGAUGUACAUAGUCUUGGGAAUUGCGGCCACCGACUUGGUUAUGGGACUUAAUCGUCCCCUUGUGCCUUGGGACUUAAAAAGUAGCCCUCGGAGGCAGCGGUAUAGCGAAGGAAUACGGACAAAGAGAAGGGGGACUGGGAUGGCCAUUUCAGGCUUAUCAGUCGCCGUCGCCCAGCCCUACCGAAACCCGGGGUUUUCAGGAUCCUCCUCAAUGUAAGAACAUAGGAAUUAAGAAAGCAUUAGAUUCCCAAACAACUAGGGUUGGGAUUUCACGUCCAGAAAGUCUGGGGUUUAGUAGGGCUGGUGAAGGUGGCUGAGUAACCAGAAAUUACCAUCCCACUCUCUUUUGCCCUUGUCGGUGUUCUGUUCUCUGAGUUCAUGGGGAUAUAGAACGCCGAAAUGGAGGCAGUUAAUGAGUUAAAAGGACUCCAAGUCUAUAAUGAACUGCAGGAUCCGGGUGGAAGAAAGUGUAAGAUGUGGUUAUGUAGCCCCACCUGAUGGGCACAAUACUGUUGUGGUUAGAGUUCAGGGUAAGGGGUUAGGGCAACUAUUUCUCAAAGUACAACGGUGCAUUCCAAAUAGCCUUUCUUUUGCAUACAAAUACUUGACCUCGUCGCCUGGGCGAUCCUCGGCCCCAACUGUACAAACGCCUAUUACCACCGGUACCGUAUUACAGGUGGUCGGGGUUUGUUUACUUCAGGUGGGACUACAUAAGCACAUUUGGCCGGAAAAAAAGAAACCAUAAUUACGCAAUUUUCCAAAUGUCUAUUUCCUAUCUAAUCAUUCUGUUGCUUUGGGAGUCCAAGCAUAAAAGCAGAACGUGAAACAGGUAGGCAUUUUAGGCGGAAAUCAACGAUUUCUUUAUGUAAAGACUACCGGUUUCUACCUAGUUUUUGAAAACUCACCCACAGAUCUCGUCUUCUCCUAUUUUCCUUUCUUCCUCAUACUGCUGUCUAAACGAGCAACAGGACUUAUCCUGCCUAGGUUUUGGUGCUUAGACCUAUUACACGCAUAGGACUCCUUACGUCUGCGCUUUCUCUGAUACUGUAAAUCAUCAGGUUCAAGUGGCACCCUCUACUAAGAUGUAGCUUAAGUGAAAAAGAUCAUAAGUGCCUCCCUGUCUAGAAGUGGAGCUUAGCCGAUCUGCCCGCAGAAUGGAAUAUCCUCGUCCCACUUUGCCGAGAAGCCGUUGCUGGUGGUCGAAGCAUUAACAGCCAAUCACACUCCUCCAGUCUGUCAUUAAUUGUAAUCGCCGACCAUGAUCAUGGUCCUUAUCCCCCUAUGCCUGAGUUCAGUUUGAGGAAUGGAAACUCUCCGUAAAACAAACAACCUUACGCUAAAUUCCAUAGAGUGCGGGUAUUCCCAUGUCCAAACUCUGCCGCCUGCCCCAUCCUAGACGUUAACCAUAGCCAUAAGCUUCGUGGAAUCUAGCCCAAGGGCAUCUAUAAUACGGCGGAGGGGGUUCCUAUUCUUGGGCCGCACCGAUGAUGCUAUCAUAUUUCCUGUACGAAUGCUGGUUGGGGAGCCUAGACAUUCGAUGUGUUACUUUCUUCCCAGAUGCAGUCCAAUGGAGCCCGAAAGGGCUCAACAGAAUCGGCAUUCGCAAAGAAACCUAUCUUCACUGUUGUUCACCAGGCGAUUCGAAUUUUAGAUUCAACAAGUUUGAAGAAUAAGCAGAAAUGUAAUGGACAUACUUUAACCAAAUGGAAGCCUCAUCUUUACCCAGGAUUUGGAGGCUUACGAGGACGACAUAUAUUCACUCCCUAGAGACUGGAUUACGUAGGUAAUACCCUAACCCAAAACUCGUAGACUGUCAAAUCAGGAUGUUAUAUCAUUCAACCAAUAUUUCUCUAUUGCGAACAAAUGUCUGUUAAAAAGUACAUGCAGGUAGACUGAGAAAGCUUGUUUGACAUAAUUUUCCCUCCAAAAGCUUUGUCAAACAGCUGUCCGGCUAAAUCCCUACGGGAGUUAUGGCCGCAUUAAACUAACGUCAAAAUUCGACAAGGGUUGUCAAGUCAUUGCGCUACAAAUGAUGAAAGCCCAAAAGAAUGUUUUAGGUUUUAUAUGACUAGGAAACUGAUAGCACAGUUUACAACGACAGUAAUCUUCGUUACAGUGGCAGGGAUCGACCACAUGCCGAAUUUCUAUCUCCUCGACUAAUGCUCUUCUUUUGUGCAUAUAUUAGUGGAGAGAAGCCGCCAUUUUCGUAAGAAUGUGGCUUCUCCUUGAUAUUCCAGCUACAUUACUCGUGACUGGAAGUGCACAUUAGCGCACGAAAAGGACGAGAACGCGCAACCUGUUAGUUGAAGCGGGGGGAAGGGGGAGUUCGAGCACCGGUUACCAUUUUAGGGUCGCGCCGAGCUCUGGCAAACGGGUUUAUGCUUACAUCACACCUAUGUGCACAGAGCCGUCUGCGAACUGGCACUAACAUUCACCCCAAGUUUAAUAUGCAAAUGAAAAACUAUCCUCGACCUCCGCUGCAUCGAAUUGAAUUAACAUUCCGAGAACCGAAAGCCCGAAAACCUCUUCCUCGCAGUGUCGAGUUCUGCCUCAUCGCGAGGGCCCUCACAUGCACGUGGGGUCGUCGGAAAAGCCACGACGGCGAAGGCUAGUUAGCGGCGACCUGCGCUCUCACAAAAGGCGAAUCGGACUUCGUAUUGUUGAUCUUGCAUUUCUCCGUUUCGCAAUGCCGCCUGCCCACACGCACAUAACCAGGCAAGCGAACAAUUGUGGGCGUGCAGGCUGUAUGACAAAAUCGAAACGCACAGGAUACGACACACUGGUACGCGCUAUGCGGGACGGAGGGAGAGCGAGGGAGAGAGAGCACGAUCGUCCCGCCAAACAAUUCAGUAAGCAUUGCGCGGACACAAUCAUUGCCGCCCUCAGGGAAAAUGCGGUGCGUUCUGCUGAGUGUGCACACGGCGGUUACCACAGGCGUGUUGAUUGUGACAUGCAUUGCAGAAGGCUGAUCGCCACCACCACCACCACCACCACCACCACCACCGCCGCCGCCGCCGCCGCCGCCGCCGCCGCCGCCGCCACCACCGCCGCCGCCGCCGCCACAACCACAAACUCUACGUGAGCGGUGCAAAUUGCACUGCUUUUAAAUUCUUAACCUGAGGCGGGCUGCGAACAGUCGGAGUUAGCAUGCGAUCACCCCUGUGCACAUAGCGAUACAACAGGGAGCGAGGGCUUGUAACCACCGGUGACCACAUAACUGGGUCCAAAGUACAUAAGGCAGAAAUAUUAGGCGCGCUAAGUGAGGGCAGGAUAAGGCUUUUUUGGUGCGGGCAGUAACUAGGGGACUUCGCCAAGAAUAAUACAUGUUCCGCUACUAAUAACCGAGCUGUAGGAUAUGCCAGCAUGUAACUCGCAGCUUGUCGCUUGCGUAAACAUCCAGCGGCUGGUAGGACGCAUUUCCAGUGACUGAACAAUGUUUGUGAGGUCCCUGAUGGAGUGGCGAAAAUCGUCGUAUUGAAUUCCAUUUACAACGCGACUGUUGCGUCAACAUCCCGGGCGCAUACACACAAGAUAUUCGAAACAACCUACGAUCUGUAGGCAUGUUGGAAAUAGGAACUAAUCGGCCUGAAAUGUUCCUGUAAUGAAUUAACGGUGAUCACGGCAUCGAUAAUCAACUUCAAACUGCUAAAGUGGAUUGUAACUUUAAGCGAGGAGUGCUGAUAGGAAGUAAAAAAACAUGGGUGCUUACUUUCAAAGACAACUUUAUAUGGUAAACUGAUUUCCAAUUGGUCGGAAGUAACAACAUAUUAGCCAUUUCGGGUGUGAGCUAUGACAGUGCACAUUUAUAAUGCCGCUUAUAUCCUACGACCGCAUUUUUAACCAAGUCCCUGAAGAGCGUUUUGAAUACUAGAGUUUGGAAACAAGAUAUUUUAUGACAUUUUCGGAAGUAGGCUUUUGAACACGGUUAAAUACAGACGUCGGUGAGUAGACUACUCUAACAGUAAUUAGCUAAAUGUUUUAUCUUUAAUUCAUAUUGAUCCAACUGUGAAAACCCGGCGCCUCGGUGGGAUACGAACUAAGGCCAGCUAGGGGAAGGUUUUAGUACAGCUGACGCUCUAGCCACUCGAGCUACGAGACCCCACUGGGAGACGUGAGUUUAACCAUAUAUGGAUCAGGCUACCCACCCAACCUACUGUAACGUCUGAAAUCCACCAAAUCUAAUACAGUAAGUUGAUUGCCCAAACAAGAUUUCCUAAGAAAUCCACAUAGAAUCCGCCGGAUGACUACCAGGCCCACCUAAUUCAGAGAUGUUUUGGCAGAUUUUGAAUAAUUCAAAUUGACCCAACUGUGAAGAGCUCAGCGCCUUGGUGGGAUUUCAUGGGAAAUCAGUUGGUCUUCAAAUAUCAUCGUCUCAAAUAUGAUCAUACUGGUUGCUUACGAUGAUAAAUAAGCGGGAAUUAGAACCUGUCGAAUAGGGCUGGUAGUCGUGAUUUCGUAAAUACCUACGUAGUUGUGACUUUAUCUAAUAUCUGAAAAACGGCCGGAACUGAGUUGGAUUUUUAAAAUAUAGAUUGAACAUGUUUGCUGGUCAAAACGGACGGGACUCACUUACCAACUUAUCUGUUGAAGCCAUAGACUCCCAAAGAGGGCAGUCCGGUGGUACUCGAAAGCGCCUAAAUAUUUAAACAAGAUUUUUACUUCGAACGCCACUACUCUUUAGUCCCGCGAGAAGAUUUAAAUUCCCAUCAAUAAAGACAUUUAUAGACCUCCUGCUGUCCGAGGCACAGCAAGAUCGUCAACAUUUGUUGUCACCAGUCUAGGUGGAUCAGCGGUUAGUAAGUAAUGUCGACGCCCAGUUACUUUCACAGCAACUUGAUUUUAACUUGCUGUCCUCCAAAUUACCCCUGACGUACUAAACACUGUCAUACAUGAAAAACAUAUAUGUGUACAAAUUCCCUCAUGAAGAUUCCUGUAUGUACAGAAAACACUAAAUCCCAUUACACUAUUGUUUCCGUUCAAUGAGUUUAUACAAAAUUCGAUCAUAGGUCAGAUAUGGUUAUGUAGCCGCACCUGAGGUAAACAAUCCCAACGACCUGUAAUACGAGACCGGUGGUAAUAGGAGUUUCACAGGUGGGGCCGGGGAACGCACGGAAGAAGAGGUCAAGUAGUUGUUUGCAAAAGAAAUGCUAUUGGGAAUGCGCGAUUGUAAUUUAAGUGGUUGAGAAAUAGUUACCCUACCCCCAACCCUAACCCCUAGCCCCAAUUCCAACAGUAUUAUAUCCAUCAGGUGGGGCUACAUAACCACAUCUUACCCGAUCAUAUGCCUCACAAGACGUUUACCGUGGGCAGAUGUGGGCGUUUGGUGAAUGAACUGAAGUUGCUUAGGAACCCAGCGGAAUGUGUGGACAUUAAAUUCGUCUCCCUCAGAAACUGAGAUAGCGCCAAUUAUCCAUAAACGGACUGCUGUACGGUACAUUUAGUAACGUUGAUGUUUUUAACACUUAGAACAAUUCGUUUAUCUGUCUGCUUUCGAAAAAUUUGCCAAUCUGGAAAAACUUCUGUAGCUGUUGGAUUUUUCCAUUUCCAAAUUUUUGAUAUACUUCGCUUUCUUGUAACAAAUAGGGAGUUCAGAGGUUCCACACCUAAGUUUCCCUCAAAUAAACUGAAACUGCAAUGACUUUUAGGGCUGCAAUGAAACCAUCUCGGAUUUUUGGAGUUUUCCGCCGGGUGCAUGUCCUCCGGUUGUGUUCAUGCCUUAUUUGGCUAGACCGUACUCUUAAAAUGCAAUUUUAUCGAUAAGUCACGACCUUUUUACAGAAAGCAGUCAUACUCGGUAGUGUCAUUUGGAAUAAAAUCUACUUGUCAUACGACAAUUCGACCGUCGAUCCCAACUACGUCUACGGUGUUCGGCACAGAAGGGUGGGCACAAUGACGGUGGUUUGCAUGUGAAUUAAUUCGCAGUGACAAUACACUUUCGCGGCACCUACCACACUCUCUUCAUCCCCUUCUUUAUGGGUCUACUACCAAGACAGAAGCAAGAAGAACGGAGGAGGUAUCGGACGCAAGUGGUUGGCGCGGUGCAAAUCUGCAUUUGAAUGUGCCACCACACCCCAUGUAUGACACUUGUUAUGGGCGCGCACUCCAACAACGCCUGCCAGGCCCAGAUCCGGCUCCCUUGUUAAUCCAGUACAAUUACUGCAUGGAGCCCUGUCGAAGGCACUACUGUGCCGUAGAAGAUCACACGAAGCCACCUCCAACGUUCAAACUAAUUUCUGCAAAACACUACGUAGGAAGUGAAGGUCAUUCAUAAACUGGACUUGUAGAGGUGCAUUUAUGAAAAAAGUGGGACGUUCACAUGGUCUAGUGGCAUAUGGGUUGAGACGCUCUGAAAUGUUUGUUGUUCGCAGGGUAAGCGUGUCUACGACGGCGGCAUGAAGAUGAGUCAAGUAUAGGGGUGGAAAACCUGAUGGUUUCUAAAGUUUCUUAUCGGAGGUCAGCUAGUUUUUCGCUAGGUGUAACUAGUAGCGUUAUAACCUUUACCGUGGUGUUUAGACUAGUCCUCGAUAGCCGCACAACAGCAAACCUGUUUUCGCACAGCAGUUAAACAGAUACGCGCUUGAGUAACUGGCAGGAAGCCCUAAGACGCAUACGAUGUCCAAAACAUUUCCCCGAAUGCCUCACUUUACAUGACUUACUGUUGGUUUGCCCUUUUCUCUUCAGGUGCGCGAUCAUCUACAAAUUCCCCUUUGUCAGACGGGGAACCAGGUCACCGGCCAUUUCCGGGCGGGUAGUGUCGGAAGCGACAAUGAAUCUCAGGGUUGA
Spirometra erinaceieuropaei is the source of this 12212-nucleotide messenger RNA. NCBI's taxonomy places the organism in Eukaryota, Metazoa, Platyhelminthes, Cestoda, Diphyllobothriidea, Diphyllobothriidae. The record is from the annotation of a GenBank genome assembly.